Molecule: messenger RNA, 3117 nt
Organism: Microthlaspi erraticum
Lineage: Eukaryota; Viridiplantae; Streptophyta; Magnoliopsida; Brassicales; Brassicaceae
Source: the annotation of a GenBank genome assembly
AUGCGGAUUUCGAGUCCGAGCACGUUCGCAGAGCUGAGAAGUUUCUUCAAUCGAGGAGCGAAAGAUUCGCUCUCGCCGUCCGAUUCCGCUUCUCCGUCACCGAGAUCAUACCCUUCGACGUCUCCGGCUUCGUCGUCUGCAGGGACUGGACCACCGAGACCGAUUCGGCUAGUGUAUUGUGAUGAGAAAGGAAAGUUUCGAAUGGACCCUGAAGCAGUUGCUACUUUGCAACUCGUUAAGGAACCGAUCGGUGUUGUUUCCGUUUGUGGUAGGGCUCGUCAAGGAAAGAGCUAUAUUCUGAAUAAGCUCCUUGGACGCAGUAAUGGGUUUGGGUUUCAAGUAGCAUCAACACACAAGCCGUGUACGAAGGGGCUUUGGUUGUGGAGCUCUCCGAUUAAAAGAACAGCUCUUGAUGGAACUGAGUACAAUCUUUUGUUGCUAGAUAGUGAAGGGAUUGAUGCUUACGACCAAACGGGUACCUAUAGCACUCAGAUAUUCUCAUUGGCUCUUCUUUUGUCAAGCAUGUUCGUAUACAAUCAGAUGGGAGGUAUUGACGAAGCUUCACUUGAUCGCCUCUCUCUUGUCACUCAAAUGACAAAGCAGAUCCGUGUCAAAGCGUCUGGAGGAACGAAUUCACGUUCUGAGCUUGGACAGUUUUCUCCCAUCUUUGUCUGGCUCUUGAGGGACUUUUAUUUGGAUCUAGUUGAAGAUAACCGUAAGAUUUCUCCGCGUGACUAUCUAGAAAUUGCGUUAAGGCCGGUUCAAGGCAGUGGAGGGGAUAUUCGUUCUAAGAAUGAGAUCCGAGAUUCGAUCCGUGCUCUUUUUCCAGACCGAGAGUGUUUUACCCUUGCAAGGCCUCUGAACGAAGAGGAGGACCUCCAAAGACUUGAUCAAAUUUCGAUUAGUAUAGUUUGUUUUUUGAGAAGACACGGUCCUAUUCUUGUCGGUAUUACACAGUCUUAUCUGGAUGCGUUGAAUGAUGGUGCCGUGCCAACAAUAACCUCAUCUUGGCAGAGUGUCGAAGAAACUGAGUGUCGAAGAGCAUAUGAUUCUGGUUUAGAAGCAUAUACGGCUGCCUUUGACCAAUCAAAAGCUCCUGAAGAAGGUGCACUGAGGGAAGAACAUGAAGAAGCAGUUCGAAAAGCCUUGGCUAUGUUUAACGCUAAUGCUGUAGGGGCUGGUUCAGCAAGAAAAAAAUAUGAGGAUCUUCUCCACAAGGACUUGAAGAAAAUUUUUGAGGAUUACAAAAAGAACGCAUUCAUGGAGGCAGAUUUGAGAUGCUCGAGCACUAUCCAAAGAAUGGAGAAGCAGCUGAGAGCAGCUUGCCAUGCCUCUAAUGCUAAUAUGGAUAACGUUGUUAAGGUUGUAGAAGCUCGUUUGACAGAGUAUGAAGCAUCUUGCCAUGGCCCAGGGAAAUGGCAGAAACUUUCUGUGUUCUUGCAACAAAGCUUGGAAGGACCAAUAUAUGAUCUCACCGAAAGGCUUAUAGAUAAUAUCGCUAUAGAGAAGAACUCACUUGCAGUGAAAUUCAGUUCUGUUGAAGAUGCAAUGAAGCAUCAAAAGCAGCAGUUGGAUGAUAGCGAGAAAUACAAGUUGCAAUAUCAGAAACGUUAUGAUGAAUCCAAUAACGACAAGAAGAAGCUGGAAGAUACAUAUAGAGAACGCAUAACAAAACUACAAGGAGAGAAGAGUUCUCUGAAUGAGCGGUGCUCCACUUUGGUUAAAGCUGUGGAAUCUAAACAAGAAGAAAUCAAAGAAUGGAAAAGAAAGUAUGACCAUUAUGUUUUGAAACAGAAAGAUGCUGAGGAUCAGCUGAAAUCUGAAAUGGAAGUCUUUAGGACACGGAUUACUUCUUCUGAAGCUAGGCUUGCUGCAACUAAAGAACAAGCCUUAUCCGCUCAAGAAGAGGCACAUGAGUGGGAAAGUAAGUAUGAUUAUGCUGUGGGAGAGGCAAGAUCUACUCUUCAAAAGGCUGCUUCAGUGCAAGAGCGGUCAGGCAAGGAAACACAGUAUAGGGAAGAUGCUCUUAGAGAGGAAUUUAAUCUCACAGUAGCUGAGAAGGAUGAAGAAAUUAAGGAUAAGUCUACAAAAAUUGAGAAGGCGGAGCAGUCUCUAACUGUUCUAAGAUCAGAGUUGAAGGCGGCAGAGUCCAAAAUAACAAGCUUUGAUAUGGAAACAGCAUCACUGAAGUUAGAGUUGAGGGAAAUGAUUGUUGCGUUAGAGACUGCCAACGCAAAGGCUCUAGCAUAUGAAAAGCAAGCAAACAAGCUGGAGCAGGAGAAAAUCCGUUUGGAGCAAAAGUACCGAGCUGACUUUGAAAGAUUUGAUGAAGUCCAAGAGAGAUGCAAGACGGCUGAAAUAGAAGCUAAGCGUGCUACUGAACUGGCAGACAGAGCUCGAGCUGAUGCCGUCACUUCCCAAAAGGAGAAGAGUGAGAGCCAGAGGUUGGCAAUGGAAAGACUUGCUCAGAUCGAGCGAGCUAAGAGGCAUGUUGAAAACUUAGAGAGGCAGAAGACGGACUUGGAAGAAGAAGUGCACAGACUUCGUGUCUCCGAGAUGGAUGCUGUCUCCAAGGUUACAGUGUUAGAAGCUAGAGUUGAAGAACGAGAGAAAGAGAUUGAGUCGUCGUUAAAGAAAACCAAUGAGCAGAGGGCGCAUAACGUGAAGGCAAUGGAGAAGCUGUUGGAUGAAGAGCGUAAGGCCCAUAAUGCUGCAACUCGAAGAGCUGAUGCUCUUUCUCAUGAGCUGCAAGCUGCACAGGCAAGCGUUGAUAAUCUCCAGCAAGAACUAGCUCAAGCUAGGUUAAAAGAAACUGCACUGGACAACAAUAUCAGAGCUGCGAGCUCCUCGCGUGGGAAACGGGCCAGAAAUGAUGAUGCUGUCGAUAUGGACAUAAUCUUGAGGGAUGAUGAUGAAGUAGAAGAUUACAGCAAGCUGACAGUUGAAGAUCUUAAGCAGGAGCUGAGGGAUCACGGUUUUGGGGAUAAGGUAACGAGGAGACGCACGCAGUUAAGAAAAGACCUUGUUGCUUUGCACAAAAUUCAUGUUCUUCCCAAGAAAAAGAAAGCGUUGGAGAAAGAGGAAGAGAGGAAGAGACGGAAAAAAAGCCACUAUUAG